Alternaria hordeiaustralica is the source of this 2343-nucleotide messenger RNA. RefSeq lists its product as uncharacterized. Gene Ontology annotation, molecular function: tRNA (guanine) methyltransferase activity; RNA binding. NCBI's taxonomy places the organism in Eukaryota, Fungi, Ascomycota, Dothideomycetes, Pleosporales, Pleosporaceae. The transcript is spliced from 2 exons. The record is from RefSeq and is a predicted model, not a curated record. Bases 1 to 2343 code for a protein of 780 amino acids. Gene Ontology annotation, biological process: tRNA methylation.
AUGUCGGAAAUUACCGAGAUCCUCAGCUUGUCACGCUUGCCUGGGCUGCCUGAGGUAGCAAGCGACUUACACAGCAUUCACUGUCAAAGGCUCUGUGGUCUUCUUGAUCCUGAUCUACAGUCGAAAGGCGUACCAACUAGCGAAGUCCUGCGAGCCAAAUGUCAAAAAUUGGAAGAUCCAGUGGAUCAGUCUGCGCUUCAAUCGACCUUUGGCACCAGAGAUGGCGGGCUACCCACUUUUCGGUCUUUCAUCAACGACCUCCGCGAAUCGAAACAUAGCUGCAUACAAGGCUCAGCCUUCGCGCCCGCUUGCAAGAGCGUGAUAGAGCUCCUAGAUCGUACUGAACCAGCCGAUAUCGACCCAGACGACUUGCACACCGUGUUGGCAGCGUUGUGGGAAGAGGCUGAGAUUCGCGACUUCAUCAGACCAUUUGCUAUGCAACUACCUUCCCUACUAUUCCAUCCGAAAUGCAUAUAUGUCAGUGUUGAGGAGGGUUUGAAUCACUUUCCUAAUUGGUGCGACAUUAAUACUCUGCUCUCGAGAGCCAUGAAACGACUUACGAAGCUAUCCAAGGGACGGUCCUACAUUCUUGCAGUACUUGCUCGAUCGCUACGCAAAGCUGUGUUUGCACACCCAAGUGCAAUCAGAUCAACGCGGGGAGGCCUCCCCUUCGACGACUACAUUAUUGAUUUCAUCAAUAAUCCAGCAUCCAUCGGAACAGAGUUUUUGUUUGAGGUUGUCGCUGCCGACAAGCUUCAGCAAUACUUGCCGCAUCGAACAUAUGCAUCCUACUACGGUAUGCGAGAAUGGCAUGCAUACGCAACUGUCAUAGAUAUCCUACACCGUAUCCCGAAUGACCCAUAUAUCUCAUAUGCAGAGACUGCUCAGAAUAUACUGGAUGAGUUGGAAUUACCCUGGGGGGAUCAGAAACCACCAGUCGCAGUCAAAUGUCCAUGGAAGAACACUUUUCAACUGCAGGCAAUGCUAUUGAUGAGUCACUACUGUGCCGAUGACAUAGUGGUGGAGAGUCAUCUCGAUUAUUUCACUCGUGCCUUAGUGGUAGAAUCAUGGCCACGAUACCGCUACCUGCUCGAAUGGGCCAUAGCUCGCAUUUACCGUCGAUUCCCGGAAUUCACUCAGCGCAUCUUGAUAGAGCUAGGAAAUCUGGAAGAGUAUAGCCCGAUUCAUAUCGCCAGUCUGAUGAAGAUUGGUCUUCUAGUCGCGCCAUACGAAACUCAAGACUUUGCAGUAGAGUUCAUCACACACCUGAACUCCUACUCUGCCAGCCCCAAAGUCCAGAUCCGCCACGAAGCAAACUUUGCGUUUCCCAUCGUGUUUGACAUAGCUGUUGAGAAGGGCUGGAGGAGGAUUACCGAGAAUCCCGCUUUCAAAGGCAUGAACGCUUUCAUCCGCCGGCUGGACAAGUUCAACGCUUCUCCCUGGACGAUAAGAACCCUGAAGGUCGAUAUUGAACAGGAUUUUACCCUUACAGGCAUCUUCCAAGGCCGAUACCUGUCGAUCGAGACACCAGAACCAGAGCUCGUCACACAUGAAGACUUCGAGGCUCUCGAGCGUGAUGAUCAGUCAGAUGGGUUCAACCCGCCACCUGCACGCAUAGCACUUGGAAACAAGAUCAAACCCAGCUUUGACGUCGUUACACCAGCUACAACUGCCCCGGUACCCACCACCACCACCACCACCACCACAGAACCGACCGGCCAAAUCACCCUCCAAACCAAAGCCGGUAUUGACCUCGACAACCUUCACCCACCUGGCGGCCCACCAAGCAUGCAAAAUGCCCGUCCCGCAUCCGUCAUGCUCGUUGCCUCUCUCAUUGACAAUCCGACAAACCUCGGUGGUCUCUCCCGCAUAUCCGAGUCUUUUGGUCUCGAAGCCCUUUACAUUGACGACCUCAAGAAGGUUGCGCACAAAGACUUCAAGGCUACCAGUGUGCGAUCGGAGAAACAUCUUGCUAUCAAUGAGUUGAAGGAGGUUGGCAUACCGGCGUUCUUACUCGAUGCCAAGAGUAAGGGGUACGAGGUUGUGGGCAUUGAGCAGACGGAUCGCAGCGGCAUAUUAGGGACUGAGGAUGGUAAGAAUGAUGUUGUGGAUGAAGGGACGAUUAGGAAAGAGGCCAGAAGUCAGGAUAUUGGUACACUACCCAAGAAGUGCUGUCUUGUGCUGGGUAGUGAGAAGGAAGGUAUCUCCGCGGAGGUGCUGGCCGUCAUCGAUCGCAAUGUCGAGAUCAAGACUGUGGGAGUAACUAGGAGCUUGAACGUUCAAACUGCGGGUGGUAUCGCACUCUACGAGUGGUGGAGAGAAUGGGGCAACAGCAAGGCUUGA